This is a messenger RNA of Sungouiella intermedia, 381 nucleotides long. The record is from the annotation of a GenBank genome assembly. Lineage: Eukaryota; Fungi; Ascomycota; Pichiomycetes; Serinales; Metschnikowiaceae.
AUGGCUAAAUUCACCACCAAAUAUUCUCCAAACUCCACAAGAAUGGCAUCUUUCCGUUUCUGCGCAGAAUGCAACAACAUGUUGUAUCCAAGAGAGGAUAAGGACAACGCAAGACUCCUUUACUCAUGCAGAAACUGUGACUACACGGAGUUGUCGGAAAACCCCAAGGUUUACCGUCACGAACUUAUUACCAAUAUUGGUGAAACAGCUGGUGUUGUCCAGGAUAUCGGCAACGAUCCAACGUUGCCAAGAUCCAAUAAGACGUGCCCACACUGUGGCAACCAGGAGUGUGUGUUUUUCCAGUCGCAACAGAAGAGAAAGGACACCUCGAUGAUUUUGUUUUACGUGUGCCUCGAGUGUAAGAAGGUUUUCAGAGCAUAA